This is a messenger RNA of Paramecium octaurelia, 597 nucleotides long. The record is from the annotation of a GenBank genome assembly. Lineage: Eukaryota; Ciliophora; Oligohymenophorea; Peniculida; Parameciidae.
AUGAUUAGUAUUAAGGUUAUAUCACCUAAAUUAAAGAAUGCAAAACAUAAAGCAAAUUUGAGUUAGCCAUCAAUAACUAAAUAUACUAAUUUAAACAGUUUCAAUGAUUAUUUUAGAAGUCAAAGAAUUUAUGAAAAAGGUUCGCGGCAUAAUAACAGGAUAAGCAUUAGCAAUAGUAGAUGUAAAACAGAUUCUCGUUUAUUCGAGAAUUACUCAAGUAGCACAAAAAGAAUGUCUAUGCAAUCAUCAACUUUAUGCUUAUCGAAUACUAAAUCUCAGAGCACAAGUCCAAAGGCAAUAAAUUUAAGUUCUACGAUGAAUUUAAAAUCUUAAAAAAAUGUAACUUAACAAUCUCCAAAGAAGCAGAAACAUAAGUAAAAUUCUAAUCAGCCGAAUCCGUUAUCCUAUGAUUUCCAAAUAAAGUUUGAUGCGCUAUUAUUGAAGACAAAAACAUUGAUUUAACAUUUCAAGUAAAGAGAAAAAAAAUUUAUGAAAAGAGAAAAGGAAUUAAAUCAAGAAAUAUUAAAACUAAAAACUAGAAUAGAAAUACAAAAUAGACUUUUAAUUAGUUAUAACAUUCCUCAAAGCAAAUUUUGA